Messenger RNA from Brassica rapa (field mustard), 3145 nucleotides. Its product is annotated as protein NRT1/ PTR FAMILY 2.9. Gene Ontology annotation, molecular function: transmembrane transporter activity. Lineage: Eukaryota; Viridiplantae; Streptophyta; Magnoliopsida; Brassicales; Brassicaceae. Gene Ontology annotation, biological process: transmembrane transport. The record is from RefSeq and is a predicted model, not a curated record. Gene Ontology annotation, cellular component: membrane.
UAGAGAUAUCUAUAUAUGACAUGAACCUGUGUUGAGGCUCAUAUUUACUAUAGGAAAAAGAAGCAUUUACGCGGGCAAAUGAGGAGUAAAGAGACGAUCAUUGCGAUCAAAAAUGACUUUGCUAUAAAACGCAUGAUUAAAGUAUGAAAAAAGUAACGCUAGCGAGGAGAUAUUGCAUUCAACUAAAAACCAAACGACCAUAAAUAUUUUGUGUUACUCCUAACGUCCAUUAUCAUUUUUUAAUUGAAAACUACAUGUGUCAAACAAAUUUUCAUGAAUGAUAAAUCAGUGACGGUAUAGUCAAUUCCGUAAUAAAAUUUACAACCCUGUCUCCAUUCACAGUGCCUCCAUUUAUUGUCGAUGUGGUCGAUGCAGGUUUAUCAAACAACUUUUUUUAUUUUCGUUUCUUCAUAGAUUAUAGUAGUACCUACUGCAAAAGAUAUAUUCGUUGCCCAUAUUAUAGAUAUAGUAAAAGGUAAAUUCUUGAUUGCUACUUAUUGUUUUUAAAAAAGAGCUUGGAAUAUUUCAUAAGUCACUAGCCAUGAUAACAAAUAUAUAAAUAAUAUAUCCAAAUUGUAAACUUUUUCCUUUACAAGAAAUAAAAUGGAAUGUGCGUUUGUUCAGAGAUGUGAUAUGCUUGUAUUGAAAAAGGUAAUGAUCGUAGGCCACCAAACCUUUUCCAAUUUUAAGGGACACUUUUUUCCUUGUUAUUUGAAACUAAAUAGGUAAAAUAAAUGACAUUUUGUUAUACAUAAUAUAGUAAUAUUACAUAGUUAUUGUGAGAGUAUAAGCUUCCACAUGAAAAAAUUUAACUGAGACAUGCGUACUAAUCCACUUAUCACUAAUUAGUUUUAAGUUGGUAGCCCUUACGCGAGAGUUUAUAUUCUCACGGUUAUAUAUAUAUUGGAAAUAACAUUUUUGUAAAAAGGUUACACAAUACUAAGAUAAGUAAACAGUAUAAAUUCAAAAUAAACUUAAACAAAAUUAAAAUAAUCAGUUUAAACAGAAUAUAUCAUAUAAUUUUAUAAUCACCCUUUGGCCUCUAUAAGGCUGUGCAAAGGCAUUGCGUUUGUUGACAAAUAAUUCAAGGAAUACCAACUCAUAUCCUCUCCUUUGAUAAAGUGUAGUCUUUUUUUUAGUCAAAUUAAUAUCUAAUCAAACACUUUGGUUUGGUAUAAUGUCCAUUAACUCUUUGGUUCUUCACACUUUCCACUAUAUAUAUUAAUAUAUACACACAUUUAUUGAGAGCAGAGCAGAGAGAGAGAGAGAGAGAGAAACAGAGAGCAAUGGAGGUUGAGAAGACACAGGAGAACACUAUAGGGGGAGAGGAUGAUGAGUCAAAGAUCAUCUACAGAGGAUGGAAAGUCAUGCCUUUCAUCAUUGGAAAUGAGACAUUUGAGAAGCUUGGAAUAGUUGGGAGCUCAUCGAAUCUAGUCAUCUACUUAACGACGGUUUUCAACAUGAAGAGCAUCACGGCGGCGACCGUCGUCAACAUCUACGGUGGUACAAGCAACUUCGGCACCAUAGUCGCCGCUUUCCUCUGUGACUCUUACUUCGGCCGCUACAAAACCCUUUCUUUCGCCAUGCUCGCUUGCUUCCUCGGUUCUGUAGCGAUGGAUCUAACGGCUGUGAUUAACCAGCUGCAUCCAGAUAAAUGCGCUAAGGAGAUAGGAAGCGUGUGCAAGGGGCCAUCCAUCGGACAGAUAGUGUUUCUCGCCGGAGCAAUGGUUUUGCUGGUGAUCGGAGCCGGUGGGAUCAGGCCAUGCAAUCUUCCCUUUGGUGCUGAUCAGUUUGAUCCCAAGACUAAAGAAGGGAAGCGAGGGAUAGAGAGUUUCUUUAAUUGGUACUUCUUCACCUUCACGUUUGCUCAGAUGGUGUCGUUAACGCUCAUCGUCUAUGUUCAGUCAAACGUGAGCUGGAGCAUUGGUUUAGCCAUCCCAGCUAUCUUGAUGUUACUUGGUUGCAUCAUCUUCUUCGCUGGCUCUAAGCUUUAUGUCAAGGUUAAAGCUAGUGGCAGUCCUAUUCAUAGCAUCACACGAGUCAUCGUUGUUGCGAUCAAGAAAAGGAGGUUAAAGCUCGUUGGUUCGUCUUCUGACGGUCUUUAUAACUAUAUAGCAAAGGACUUCAAGAACUCGAAACUUAGCCAUACAAAGCAGUUUAGGUGUCUUGACAAAGCGGCAAUCCAAACACCAGACGACAAGCUGAACAUAGAUGGGUCACCAGCUAACCCAUGGAACCUCUGCAGUGUCCAGCAAGUGGAGGAAGUGAAGUGCGUGAUCCGGGUGCUUCCGGUUUGGCUCUCAGCCGCCUUGUUCUACCUAGCUUACAUUCAACAAACAACCUACACAAUCUUUCAGUCUCUUCAAUCCGAUAGACGCCUCGGUUCAGGAUCUUUCCAGAUCCCAGCGGCGACUUAUACUGUCUUCUUGAUGCUUGGAAUGACAAUCUUCAUACCUAUCUACGACCGCGUCCUUGUACCUUUCCUUAGAAAGUAUACAGGAAGAGACGGCGGUAUCACACAGCUUCAGAGAGUUGGAGCAGGCUUGUUUCUAUGCAUCGCAAGUAUGAUGGUGUCCGCAGCAGUAGAACAACACAGAAGAAAUGUAGCUUUGACAAGACCGCCGCUAGGUUUUGCACCAAGAAAAGGAGCAAUCUCAUCCAUGUCCGGUAUGUGGCUGAUCCCUCAGCUAGUGCUAAUGGGUAUCGCAGACGCACUAGCUGGAGUUGGUCAAAUGGAGUUUUACUACAAACAGUUUCCAGAGAACAUGAGAAGCUUUGCAGGUUCUUUGUAUUAUUGUGGGAUUGGUUUGGCGAGUUACCUUAGCAGCUUUUUGUUAUCGGCAGUGCACGAUGUCACGGAGGGAUCUUCUGGUGGGAACUGGCUUCCUGAAGAUUUAAACAAAGGGAAGCUGGAGUAUUUUUAUUACUUUGUUGCUGGUAUGAUGACUCUAAACUUUGCUUAUUUCUUGUUAGUAUCACAUUGGUACCGUUACAAAGAUGUUGUGGUCAAAGACAAGGACAUGGACAAGUCUUGUAAUGAGUUUGAUAAGGUUUCAGUGUAAUAAAGAUAUGUACUUCUGCCUCUUUGGGUUUAGGAGUUUGAGUUGGCUCUGAGUCAACACCUUUAAACAAAACAUUACAUAAA